CUUACCAUAAAUCACUUUUAGCUUUUCCUUAAAUAAGUUAUUGAACUGAAAUUUCUUUAUGAAUUUACUGCAAUCGAUUCAAGUUUUAGUUAUAAUUAUGUAGACACAGCAGCUGUUUUAUCAAGGAAAAUAUCUUUUUCCCCAAGAGUGAUGGAGUCAAUAGAAGCUAACGUGAAUGAGGAAGAGCCAAAAGACAACUGUUGCCUGCCAUUUUCAGUGUUCUGGUAAAGACGAAUACAACCAAACCAUCACAUCACCAGAGGAGUCUACUUAUGGUGUUUAUUGUUUCCUAACAGCGGCUAGUACUGUCGCACACCUUACGGCUUUUCUCUUUGCAUGUUCCUUGAUGUACACUUGUGCAAAGAUAUGCUGUGUGCCUGUGUGUGGUUGCAUAUAUCGUUGCCUAGUUAGCGCUGGACAUACUUGGUACAUAUUCAUUGCCAUAGGAGGUUUCUGUAAUCUAGCGGGAAGCGUAGCACUACCUAUCGUUGUGCCAGCUGAAGAUGUAAUUAACAUUUAUGGAUACCAACUUGCACUAGGCAGUCUUGGUUUUGACAUUAUCACGUGAACAAUAUACAAGCAUAAACGUCUAAGUCAAAACGAAUUAGCAGAAGCAUAUACAAGUAAAUAUUAGACCCUUCUAUCAUUAUCAAGGUUACAGCCUGGAUUGCCUUUAUGAAAUACCAUGGUGUGCCAGAUCGUAGAUACUUCCUUGGUUCCUCAAAGAAGAUAGCCGAUUACGAAAUCAACGUAACUAAAUCGAGAACUGACACAACAUACAGACAUGCCUCUGGGCAUACGGAAACUAGAAAAGGAAUUCCUAUGAACAAUAAUAUUAUUACUCUCUUAAACGGAUCCGUUACUAAGUAUAAUUGAUCUGUCUUCAAAUAUUGUGCUAAAAUUAUGUUAAAUUUGUUACAAACUGUAAUUUUAGUAGUAUCAAAACAAUCUGACUAAAGUACAUCUCCAAUUAACGCUAAGCUUUUGGUCAGAAGACUUGCUAUUUAUAGACUCGUUCUGACAACCCUUCCGCUAGCCAAUCAGAGCAUUGCUUUCAACAUUUUGAAAGAGAAAGUAGAAGUUUAAAAAUCUAUAUUUAGCCCGGGGUUUUCAUGUUUAUUAUGACGACCACAUGGGGUGAAUAUGUGUCAGGCAGCUGGUUAGAUCAGUUGAUAGAGCACAAUGAUAGUUCAGCCAAAAUGCUUGCUGAAACGAGUCGUUUGUUUGAUCCAAAUAAAAAUAAAAUUGCGAAAAUAAAAAUAGCGAUAUCGUAAAUCCAAAUAUACAGAAAGAUGAUCAGAUCAAGUACUUUAGUCAGAUUGUAUCUAAAAUAGCAGAAAAAACACAAGUGUAGUAGUUCAAAUGUUUUUAUAAGCACUUUCACAAUGCAAAAGGUGUGCAAAAAUGCAAAAUGUGGCCAAGGAAACGAAGUAGUUACUGCCACCGCAAAAUAUGAAUAACCAUAUCACUACUGGGAAUAUGAACAUGAAAAUUAUUAUAUCCUAUGCAAUUUUUUUUUUUCACUCGGUUGAACGUAAAUUUAUGUCUCAUUUGAAUUUAACCUUUAAGCAGAUGAAAUCAAGGACUUCGUUAGUUUUAAAUAUCUUAGGUACAUAUAGUUUACGUGUAACGUUAAUACAUAGGGAAUGCCGCCUACAUCAAAUGACAUUUUUCUCUCACUCCUUAGUUUUUGUGUUAAGUGGAAAUACUAUCACUGACAAAAUCAAUUUAUUGCUUCAAAGUUUUGGUAUACACUAUUUCUAAUAAUCUGAGAUGGAAAACAUACAUGCUUUGGCAGUUUCCUGAAGGAAAUUUAACAAACCAGUGAGAUUAUUUAUCUGUCUGGCAAGAUAAAAUCAGCACGUAAUUUCUGUUUAAUGCAAAACUCUGUUACACUUUUUUUACAUUUCUUCUCAUUAUUUUUCAAGUAAAAUGUGUAAGGUAAACAUUAUUUAACCAAGUGCUGCGAAAUGCCUCGUAAAAGAAUUUGAAACAUCUUUAAUUUGGUGACAAUCAUUUUAUCGUGCAGUGCAAUUUUUAUAGGAAAUGGAUAAUAUCCGAGAGUUUAAUUUUGAAACUUUCGAAAAAUAAAUAGGCUUUUGUGCUUAUCACUCAUACACAGUCGGGUUACCUAAAGUAUUCUGUUUAGAUUCGUUAGAUUUUUGCUUGAGAACUUGCAAGAUAGAAUAAACAAUAUGAAGAUAUCAAAUAAAUGACACAUGCGAGUUUGUAUGCAUUAAUUUUAUACAAUCGUGCAGUAGAUGUUUUUGAAAAUUCAAGGUAUGCCUCUUGUAAUAUUCGCCCGCCCGCUUAGCUCAGUAGGUAGAGCGUUGGUAUACGGAUCGCAGGGUCGUGAGUUCGAUCCUCGGGCGGAGCGUAUGUUCUCCGUGACUAUUUGAUAAACGACAUAAUGUCUCAAAUCAUUAGUCCUCCACCUCUGAUUCAUGUGGGGAAGUUGGCAGUUAUUUGCGGAGAACAGGUUUGUACUGGUACAGAAUCCAGGAACACUGGUUAGGUUAACUGCCAGCCGUUAUAUGACUGAAUUACUGUUGAAAAAAGGCGUUAAACCCAAAACAAACACAUUUUCCGAUAUUAGUACUGGUUCUUUUCAAAUUUAGGUUGAUUUGGGUGUUUUCAACUAGAAAAUUCGGCAUGGAAAUAAUGGUUUAUGCCUUAAUAUUUUUAAUAAUUAUAAAUUGCUUUGAAUUUAAAGCGAAACAAAUUACUCAACAAACAUAAAAUAUGCUUGCCAUAGCUUGUAACGCAGGUCUACGUAAAAUCGAAUCGCACGGUCUAAUUAACAGUGUGCUACUUUCAUACUUAUUGUGAUACUGAGAAGUUCCAAUGAUAACUGCAAUAAUUAGUAUCUGUUUACCUUUUUAUGGUUCAUAAUGUAAUUGUAUAAAAUAUAUUUUUAAACACAUUUUGUAAAAUAUCUCUUAUCGCAAUAGAGAUAGAAUUAAACAGGAUUCUUUAAGAAAAGAUUUUUAUAAGUUUAAACCUUGCUUAAAUUUCAAAGUCGACUGCUUGAAAAGAUUUUAUGAUCUGUGAAGAGUUCAAUAGCAUACAUUUUUUUGAGAUCCGCCUUUGGUUGAAAUUAUGCGGACAAAAACCCGCUGAUUUUAUUAUGAUCUGCGAAUUAUUAAGCGUUUAAAACUUAUUGAUAUCAUAUACAUUUAUCUUAGGAAAUAAAGUAUUAUUUUUUUCUAUUCCGUA
Messenger RNA from Mercenaria mercenaria, 3216 nucleotides. RefSeq lists its product as uncharacterized. Lineage: Eukaryota; Metazoa; Mollusca; Bivalvia; Venerida; Veneridae. The record is from RefSeq and is a predicted model, not a curated record. The transcript is spliced from 5 exons. The coding region runs from base 176 to 568 and encodes 130 amino acids.